This is a messenger RNA of Papilio machaon (common yellow swallowtail), 1156 nucleotides long. RefSeq names its product alpha-(1,3)-fucosyltransferase C-like. Gene Ontology annotation, cellular component: membrane. The record is from RefSeq and is a predicted model, not a curated record. Lineage: Eukaryota; Metazoa; Arthropoda; Insecta; Lepidoptera; Papilionidae. The transcript is spliced from 2 exons. Bases 5 to 1156 code for a protein of 383 amino acids. Gene Ontology annotation, molecular function: alpha-(1->3)-fucosyltransferase activity.
UUUAAUGUUUUCAAUCAAAAAUACUUUAAUGUUAAUUUUUUUGGUAAGUACAGUGAUGGGCUUCCAUAUAUGGAUUGUCUGCAAGGCGCUUUCUGUUUUGGGUGACGUCACAACUAUCAUAGUGGUGAACCACGGCAAACGUUCGCUCAAAUCUUGGCCAGAUGAUUCCGUAUACAUACUGAAUUGGGACAAACAUUUGGACACAAGAAAUAUCUUUUAUGGCUGUUGCACCGCACCAAAAUGCAUAUUGACCAAAGACAAAAAUUAUUUCGGCAAAGAUUACAAAUACUUCGACGCUAUGUUGUUCAGUGAAAAGUAUUUAGAAUCAACAAAUAGACCGAAAACAAACAUAAAUAUGUUGAAUAUAUUUAUUUCGAUACAACCAAAGAAUAAGAAAGCAGUCUGUGACAAUUAUUACGACGAUUUCUUCAAUUUAACUUUUACUUAUCGGCUAGACUCGGAUAUAGUGUGGAAAGAUUUUGUAUUUCAAAGCUUUAGUCAAGAAAUUAUAGCCCCAAGUUUAUCACCUGCUUGGAAUACAAGUUUCAAUCCUAUCAAUCAAGAGAUAAAGUCGAUUAUUCAACAAAAAACUAAAUCCGUUGCUUACAUAGAUUGUAAACUAGAGAACUGGACAAGACCGUACUUAUCCAAAUUACAAAAACAUUUAGAUGUAUACUCCCUGAAAAUAUACAAGAAUAAUUGUUCAAACAUAAGUGAUAAAGAAGUAGAUAAUGGUAUAUUAAAAAACGAAUAUAUGUUUUACAUAAUUUUUGAAGAUUAUUUUGCUGAGGAUUACGUUACUGGGAAAAUAUUACAAGCAUAUAACGAUAAUGUGGUACCUAUCAUCUUUGGUGGAGCUAAUUAUACCAGAUUCCUACCGCCACAUUCAUACAUCGAUGGCCGUGUUACAAACCCAAGUGAUAUAGCAAAAGUAAUCAAUGACUCGUUAAACAAUUACACUGUAUACGAAGAAUAUUUUAAAUGGACAAAUUUAUAUAAUAUUGUCAACUAUCAACCAUUCUGCGAUCUUUGCGAAGCGUUAAAUAAGCCCAUUAAUAAGCCAGGGAAGAAAGACUUUAGACGUUGGUGGAAUGGUCAAGAUAUGCAGCAAUGUUUAGUGCCUGAAUCCAAAAAUGAUACAUCAAAAAGUGAAUGA